AUGAUUUUGUAUGGCUGGAAAAUUGGUUUAACAUACAAGGAUAGUCCUGCCCGUUUGGUGCAGGCAUGGGGGGAGCAAGCACCUUCUGACCAUACAGUCUUCAACUGGUUUAGUGAAUUUCAACGCAAUAAAUUCAGUGUUCAAGAUGCUCCUCGCUCAGGUCGUCCUUCAACAUCUGUUACUCAACAAACCAUUGAUGCUGUACGGACAAUAAUUGAAGGUGAUCCUCAUUCAACAUAUCAACAAAUUGAGACCAUAUUGGGCAUCAGUUCCACAGCAAUCAAUUCGAUUAUUCAUGAUUAUUUAAAUCUAAGAAAAGUUUGUGCUCGGUGGGUGCCACAUACACUAACCGACGACCAAAAACAACACCGUGUUCAUUUUUGCGGUCAUUCACUAAAGAGAUUUGAAGAAGGUCGAUCCCGUCGUGUAUUUGACAUUAUAACAGGUGAUGAAGCUUGGUUCUAUCAUUAUGAUCCCGAACUAAAAGAACAAUCAAAAGUUUAG
Messenger RNA from Rotaria sp. Silwood1, 504 nucleotides. NCBI's taxonomy places the organism in Eukaryota, Metazoa, Rotifera, Eurotatoria, Philodinida, Philodinidae. The record is from the annotation of a GenBank genome assembly.